AGAAAAAGUAAGUUGAGUAUUUAGAUGGCAAAACAACAACUUUUACUUCUUUUUUUCUUCUUAAUGUACUCUUUGAGCGUUUUCGGCUUGAACUUCGUGAAGAUUGGUGGAAUAUUCUGCAACGAAGACAACUCGAAAGAACUCUUAGCUUUUAAUCUUGGAGUGGAGUACGUCAACAACGAUACAACAUUGCUUCCGAACACUGAUCUCGUUCCUUUGAUCAAUGAAACUGAUUGGAGUAACAGUUUUUCCAAUGUGGAUGCAACCUACUGGCAGAUUCAGAGUGGCGCUGUUGCAAUUGUCGGACCAAUUACUUCGUCUACAGUUAAAGUCACCCAGCCACUAUGCGCCGGUUUUCACAUUCCGCAAUUAGCUCCCUAUGCAACGGAUCCUACUUUCGACUUCUCUCCCAACUCAUAUGGAUAUCUGUUACGCAUGAGCAGUAGUGAUGCAAUUGAAAAUCGUGCUAUGGUCGAUUUUGUGUCGCAUUUCAAGUGGACAAACUUAGCAUUGUUAACAUCCCGCAAUGAUUUUGGACUUAACGGUUUAGUCGUAUUCAAGGAUAUUGCUUCCCACAAGGGAUGGACGUUUCUAGCCGUGGAAAGUUUCCAAGAGUUUAGAAACGCGUCGAAGGUAAACGCCACAAAACAACUUUUACACAUUAGAAGCCGAGGUGCUCGGAUCGUUGUAGUAAACUGCAUGGCCAGCAAUCUUCGUGCAAUCCUGCUGCAAGCCAGUGAUCUUGGAAUGAUUGAUGGUUGGGUAUGGCUUGUCACAAAUGGAGCAUUUGCCUUUGAUGGACUUUAUGACAAUGAGCGACCCAUACCGAGGUAUCUUCAAGGUAUUGUGGGCAUCAGAAAUUCGUUCGGUGCAAGUGCAGAAUACGAAAAGUUUAAACGUAUGUGGGAAGGAAAAGGAUACGAUAAAGCACCUCUUGAAAGAGAUUCUACUGUGGGACACGUCUUUGACUCAGUUAUGGUUCUGGCUAAAGCAAUCCACAACAUGUUAGAAGAUGGUCGGAAUGUAACAAGCUCAAAGGGCUUAAAGUUUGGUGCAGACAAAGGCGAGGAACCCUCAUUCAGCGAAAUUGGAGCCACUCUUUUAGAUUACAUCACAAAGGUCAACACUUCUGGUGUCAUCGAUCGCAAGGUGUUUGGCACUAACCGCUCUCCCUUCGAAGCGAAAUUUGACAUCGUCAAUUUGCGCUCGUAUGGUUUCGAGACAGUUGGUCGAUGGGACUCAAUUAACGGGCUGGCCAUGGACAAGAAAAAGGAGAUAAUAUGGUCGUCUGGCAAAACGACUGCUCCUUUGGACACCCCUGUAUCUUUGGAAAAUCGAACCAUAACAGUUGUCACCAUUGUGGAAAAACCUUUUAUCGAGCGAACUUCGUCAACAGGAAAACCCUCAUUCCAAGGCUAUUGCAUUGACUUACUGGAAGAACUUAAAAAAGUUUUAAAAUUCUCCUACGAAAUAAACUUGGUGCCAGACAAUAACUACGGCUCGCAGGACGCCAUUUCUAAAGAAUGGAAUGGAAUGGUUAAGGAACUCAUCGAAGGAAGAGCUGACAUAGCUGUGGCUCCGUUUACAGUUAGCUCAGAGAGACAAAAAGUCAUCGAUUUUACCCAGCCUUACAUGGAUCUAGGACUGACAGCUCUCGUUAAAUCUGUCAAUGACGAGGUGAAGUAUUAUACGUUUUUCAAACCUUUUCACCUCCAUUUGUGGUUGGUGAUACUCGCUGCCACAUGUGCGAUUGGCGUUCUAAUUUGGCUCUUUAGUACUUUUAGUCCCUAUGGAUUUUAUGGCAGAUGCCUCAGCAUAGCCCAUCGUAAAAUACCAAAGGAAUACGAGAAGCGAAAACACACUCUUCGCCUAACCAACGCAAUAUGGUCAUCUGUGAUGUACUAUGUUGGCAAAAGCUCAGACAGUUUGCAUCCAGUUUCGGCUUCUGGAAGGAUUACUGUCACAGUUUGGUGGUUUGCAAUUGGGAUCCUUCUCUCAGCGUAUACAGCUAAUCUAGCCGCGUUUCUCACAAUAAAAAGGUUUAGUUCCCCAUUAAGCAGCAUGGAAGACCUUGCUGGCCAGGAAAUAAUUUUUUAUGGUACCGUUAAGAACAGCCAGCCACAGGCGUUCUUUGAGGCAUCUCCCAUUCCCACAUUUGUGACUAUGUGGCAGUUUAUGAAGUACCACCAUACCCUCGUCGCCGACAGUGAUAAAGGAAUCAGUAGGGUAAAAGGAAGUAACUUCGCCUUCAUCUGGGACUCUAUCAUCUUGGAGCAUGUAGUGCAUUCUACUGAGCCUUGUGGGUCUCUAACAACCAUCGGUAAGCUGUUUGGCAAGAUAGGUUACGGCAUUGGUUUGCCAAAGGGCUCUCAAUACACAAAGCAGUUAAGUCAAGUAAUCUUACGACUGCGCCAGGAAGGCUUCAUGGACAGGCUAGAACAAAAGUGGCUGCAUACUCACGAGGACUGCAUCAUGGCUCAAAAACACAUCGACAUUGAUAGCGGCACACAAUUGGGAUUGAAUGACAUGGCGGGAGUCUUCAUAAUUCUUGGAGUUGGUGUUGUAGUAAGUCUUGUUGUCCUUGCCCUUGAAUGGGUCUUGGCAUCGCAUUUUACAAAAGACAAAAAUGACCCACACGCACCUAACACGCUGUGGGAAGCACUAAAGACACGAAGGCGUAGUACACUAGAGGACUUGAAGCAUCGAGAUGAUGUUCCUAGAAUUCCAUGGUCUACUGGCGGCCAAAUGAGCAUCAGAAUGAGGCAGAUCGGAUCAUUUAUGGCGGGAUUUUCCCUUGGGCGCAAGAGAGGUGAAGUGAUUCCAGAGAUAUUGGAGGUCAGAUCGGUAGAGGACAAAUCUGAAAGUGAAGAAAGCUGUAAUGAAGGUUCUAUAAUUCAAGAAGUGUAAGAAAUAGUUGACUUCCAACCAUUACGACUUGCUGUGAGAAGAUCGGGAAAUAUAUAAUAUAUAUUUUUCAUUAAAAUUCAAUAUCGCAUAUUCGCAUUUUGGACAUUUCUCGUAUUUGAAGGUCGGUGACAGGAUCCGUAAGGUUAGGUUUGUCCUUUUCUUUAUAAAUGUGAUUUUCUAUUAAUUUUUUCUCACGGAGGAUUUGAACUAUUGUGGUUCCCUUUACACCUUGUGCUUUCACUGUCAAAUAUAUGUUUUUUUACUGAUUCAAGAGGACCAGAGAUUCGCCAGACAAUUGGAAGAGAUAAGCGACAAACGC
Molecule: messenger RNA, 3226 nt
Organism: Stylophora pistillata
Lineage: Eukaryota; Metazoa; Cnidaria; Anthozoa; Scleractinia; Pocilloporidae
Product: glutamate receptor ionotropic, kainate 2-like
Biological process (GO): monoatomic ion transport
Cellular component (GO): membrane
Molecular function (GO): ligand-gated monoatomic ion channel activity; signaling receptor activity
Source: RefSeq, a predicted model, not a curated record